UUAUCAGUUGUUUAUUUUUAGUAAUAAGUAACAUCGUAGAUAUUUAUUAUUAAUUAUUAAUUAAAUAACUAAUUAAAAAAAUCAUAAAAUGGAAACUCCACCGGAUGUGGAUUGGGUGCAAUUACGAAUUGACAUGGGAAGCAUGGACGAGGAGGAUUUUUCAACAAAAUUCAAGCGUAAAAUUUUUGGCAAUCCUCUGGUGCCGAUAGGAGCGGCAGCAACGUCAAUAGCUUUAAUAACUGGUCUAGGAUAUCUGAGGGUUGGAAACAGCGCGAUGCAGCAAAUCAUGAUGAGGUCUAGGGUAUCUGCUCAGGGUUUCACGGUCGCGGUCGCGCUUCUUGGUACUAUGUCUAGUACUCUGUCCUCUCACUUUGAGGAAGCUGCUAAUUUUGCUAAAAAGUACACUGGAAUUGGUACUGUUUCGGAUGAUAAUCCUGGCGAGCCAAAGGUCAGCCAGGUUGAGAGCAAAAAAGAUGAUAAAAAAAAUGAUAAAUAAAUUUUUAUUUGUUUUGUAUAUUAGCAAGUAUUUUUAGAUUGGUUAAUAUUUGUAUAAAUUAUUUUCGCUUAUGUAAUAAAAUUUAAUUAUAAGUUA
Molecule: messenger RNA, 592 nt
Organism: Cotesia glomerata
Lineage: Eukaryota; Metazoa; Arthropoda; Insecta; Hymenoptera; Braconidae
Product: HIG1 domain family member 2A, mitochondrial
Exons: 2
Coding region: 89-496 (135 amino acids)
Biological process (GO): mitochondrial respirasome assembly
Cellular component (GO): mitochondrion
Source: RefSeq, a predicted model, not a curated record